Molecule: messenger RNA, 1794 nt
Organism: Thrips palmi
Lineage: Eukaryota; Metazoa; Arthropoda; Insecta; Thysanoptera; Thripidae
Product: lipase 1-like
Exons: 10
Coding region: 34-1515 (493 amino acids)
Biological process (GO): lipid metabolic process
Source: RefSeq, a predicted model, not a curated record
CGUACCAGCAAACUGAUUCCAAGAGUAAUUUUCAUGUCUCUGACUCCCUCGCUCUCAUGGAGCUUUCCUUACAGGUGCGAGAGAGACAGCGAGGGAAACGACUACCUCGGUGUCCGUGAGGUGGAGGGCCCGCGCCAAAUCCAGCGUGUCGUGGAGACGGACGCGGCCCUGGCAGAGCCUGGACGAAAAUCGCAAAGCCGGGCGCAGUGUCACUCUCCGUCCCGGCAGUGCCCGGUCGGUCAGAACGCCGCCAAACAGCACCCAGCUCACGGACUCCAGAGCGAGGGCACCGACACACUCAAGCUCUCAAAAGCUGGCUGCCUCAAAAUGUCGUGCUGGUGGACGACGGGUGUCCUGGCCGUCCUCGCCAGCUGCUUCCCGGCUUCGGCUUCCCUCAGCAAGCCCAGCAUCGGAAAGGUGGUGGCGAGCUGGGGCUACAACUUGGACGCGCUGGACGUUGCCACGCCGGACGGCUACAUCCUCACCGUGCACCGCCUCUCUGCGCCCAAGGCCCGCAACGCCAGUGGCCACUUCACCCCGAUUCUAAUCGGCCACGGGCUCCUUGGCAACAGCGAGCAGUGGCUUCUGCGGUCGGACCAGAAUCUGGCUGUCCAGCUGGUGGACCGCGGCUUUGACGUAUGGCUGUCUAACUUCAGAGGAACCAGCUAUGGACUCAGACAUAAGUCUCUCAGCAUCAAGUCGCACAAGUUUUGGGACUUCAGCUGGCACGAGAACGGGGUCAUCGACCAGGCCGCCAUGGUGGACUUCGUGUUGCAGACCACGGGUCGUCCUCGCCUUCUAUCUUUGUCUUACUCCAUGAGUUGCACCUCCACCAUGGUGUUGCUGUCGGAGCGACCAGAGUACAAUUCCAAGAUAAUGGGAAACGUAUUCUUCGCACCGUCGGCCUUCUUCAGGCACCCGGCCGGCCUGUGGUUGUUCACCAAGUCAGCCAUAGACAAGUGUCCUGGCCUUAUUAAGGAUGCUACCGCACGCUACAUUAUCAACGACAAGAUGCCAUUUUCGGACGUGCCAGUGGACACCUUAUGUUACGCAGCACAAAGCAGCAACGAACUCCAGCCAGUCUGCAAGAUUUUCACCGAGUUUGCUGCAGGAAAACCAAAACCGCCAAUUUCCAGUAAGAUGAUGCGUGCGCUGCUAAGCCGAUUCCCAGCUGGAGCAUCUAUCCGCCAAGUGACUCAUUAUGCCCAGAGCCUUAUGUCAGCGGGAAGUUUUCGAAAGUAUGAUUUCGGAAUGGCUAAAAAUGAAAAAUUAUACAGCUCCCCCGUGCCUCCGUCCUACAACUUGAGCGCAAUCAGUUCGCCCAUUCAUUUCUUCUACGGACUUGGUGAUUUGACCGUGAGUGCUGAAGAUGCCGCGGCCCUCUCGAGUGAAAUUCCAUCUGUCGUAUCCGUGCACAAAGUUCCACGAUUCAAUCAUUUGGACUUUGUUCUGGCCAAAAAUGUGGACGAGGCUGUUAACAAGAAGGUCAUAGACCACUUUCUAAGUUACGUGUGAUACUCAAUACCGGUUCUACACUGCGAACGAAAAAGGCUUUUCUGUAGAAACAAGAACAACAUUAGCUGUUCAGUCAACAGGCAGUUCUGUCUCUUUCUUUGGUUCGUCCCAUCCAUGUGCAGGUGAAGGAAGGCUUCCAAAACUGUCCGAAUCGAUUCUCCUUUGCACGAAUGGAUUUAUCUCAACACAAAAAAUGGAUGCUGUGUUAAAAACAGAAAUUUAUCGAAACUCUGCAUGAAUUAGUACAUUUGCCAUGAUGUAUCCAAAUAAAUAUUCUUU